AUUGAAUGUUUUAGAGUUAGUUAGACGCUUUUUCACCAACCGCGAGGUUUAUUCAACUGAGAUGUCAAAGUUGGUGCCACUUAUACGAAGCAUUACCCAAAAAGGGUCGGCAUCUGGCACAAUGUACAUAGGACAUGUUGUGCAAAGGAGUGCUGCAAGACCAGAUGCUCUGAAAAUACAGACAAGCAAAAUGGUUUUGGACAGAAAUUUGAAAAAAUAUUUCUCUGGGAGAAAGUUCUAUUGGGCAGAAGAUAAUUCCAAUGACUGUCUAAUAGGUGACAUAGUGUUGAUCAGAUCCCUUCCCAAAAAUCUGGACAAGAAGAGAGUAACACACAAAGUUGAUCGCGUUGUGUACAAACUUGGUUGUGUCGUGGACCCCGUUACUGGUCGGCGGUGCAGAGGAACAGAAUUCGAGGACGAGGCUGAUAAAGGGACAGAAAAACCAUUAGUGAUUGAGGAAAUAAAGUGACGGAGAACAUUAAUUAUAGGCAGUGUACAAUUGUGUUUGAUGGAAGAUGGAGACGAUUGUGUAUGCAAAAUGUUUAGGAAUCCCGAGAUAUGACUGUGAUAGGUAUUACAAACAAUGAUGAUAUCCAGUGCCUGUAUUAUCCAUUGCUACACAGUAAAUCAGUAGGUUCCGGAAAAUAUUUACUUUCCUGAUUUAAAAAAGCUGUGUGAGUUACGAAACAUGCUGUAUGUUAUGCUUGCAUGUACAUAUACUUAAUAGAGUGUAUAAAUAUCACCAUAUUAUACAUAUUAUAUAUAUGCAAGUGUAAACUUUGCCAGGAAAUUUGAAGUGUGUGUAAGAUUUUACAUUGAUUCUAAGUGUAUAGAUGCAGAAAAAAACAUUAAAAUGUUUAAAGUGAAAUCUUUUUAUAUUUUCUUAAAAUUAAAACAGAAGGUUAUAUUUUAUUGUUCAAGGUACAAUAAUGUAUCAUAAUUCAACUAGUUUAUCAUUAUAGUAGCUAUUUGUACUUGCCUUUUACUGAGCCAAGGUAACUGACAGAGCUUGUUGAGUAAAUUCACUUCCAUCAGGGUCAACAAGA
Molecule: messenger RNA, 1046 nt
Organism: Pecten maximus
Lineage: Eukaryota; Metazoa; Mollusca; Bivalvia; Pectinida; Pectinidae
Product: 28S ribosomal protein S17, mitochondrial-like
Exons: 2
Coding region: 62-469 (135 amino acids)
Biological process (GO): mitochondrial translation
Cellular component (GO): mitochondrial small ribosomal subunit
Molecular function (GO): structural constituent of ribosome
Source: RefSeq, a predicted model, not a curated record